This is a messenger RNA of Lytechinus variegatus (green sea urchin), 1217 nucleotides long. RefSeq lists its product as uncharacterized. Gene Ontology annotation, cellular component: secretory granule membrane. Gene Ontology annotation, biological process: exocytosis. NCBI's taxonomy places the organism in Eukaryota, Metazoa, Echinodermata, Echinoidea, Temnopleuroida, Toxopneustidae. The transcript has 3 exons. Bases 154 to 1017 code for a protein of 287 amino acids. The record is from RefSeq and is a predicted model, not a curated record.
UCCUGGAUGAUCUGUGGUUGAACCAGAAACCAUCUGAUCAGCACCUUCGUCUACAGAGUGAAUUGAGAUUCUUUGGAGCCUCCAGUCUACAGCAGAUCAAGCCAGACUUACAAACAUCAACCAACGUCGUACUGUGAUUUGAAAGAUCUGAGUAUGGCUUUCAAGCUAAUAAUCAUCCUGCUUGGACUGAGUCUCACUGGUCUUGUUGUUGGACGUUGCCCUGAACCCGAAACUCUCCCGUACAAAGUAAAUACGAAUAAAUUCCUUUGCGCGCGCCUCUAUGAUUACGGUCACCGCGACAAACUGUUAUCAUGCACCGGAGCUUCGUGGGAUGUUCUCAACGGGGAGACCUAUCCGGGUAGAGGUUGUGAUGGGUGGAAUGACCGCGUUUCUGCGCUGGUUGUACGACCGGGUUGCACUUUGACUGCCUACGUACACGGCCAAUUUAGCGGACCUAUUAUGAAAUAUACCGGCAGUAAACCUCAUCUUGGAGGUUGGGACAAUUAUAUGUCUUCGUGGUCAUGCAGUUGUCCCUACACUGACGCCCCGUUGAACUGUGUACCGCUAGAUAGAGUUACUGCGAUGAAAACUUGCGACAAUACCAAGGGUGACAAAAUGGAGUGCGUGUAUUCUGUACAGAAAGGCAUGGUUUUAGGAAGAUCUGUUACUCAUGGAAGGAGUGUGUCGACUUCCGUCGAAGCAUCGAUUGGAGCCGUCUUUAAGGAAAUUUUCUCAGUUGGGAUGUCGGUGUCACAUACUACAACACAUGACUGGUCGAGUAGUCAGAGUGAGGAGUUCAGCAGGGUCGUUACUCACACAGUUACUUGUGGGAUUCCAAUAGGUCGUCGCCUGGCAGUGAAACAAGUCGUCGGUGUAUGUGGGGACACAAAAGUGUACAGCAAUGAGUAUCGAUGUGAACUUCUAACAGGUGAUAAUGAAGAGAGAGUAAUAGACGAAAAGACCUGGACAGAUGUGACCGAUGAGGAAGCCAAUCUGACAAAUGAUAUGCCAGAAUAGUGUCUUGUUCGGCCUAUCAACACAUAUCAAAUGCGCGAUUCGAUGUAUGAGCGUUGGAAUUCAACCCUGAUUAUAUAAUUGAUAGUUUAUCUUCAUCUUGUCCGUGGUGAUUCUUACAUUAACUUGUAUUUGGUUUUAUAGUCUUCAUUAAAGGGGAAUGGAACCUUUGAAUCAAGUAGGCUUGUGUCGAAACAGAAAAA